Molecule: messenger RNA, 294 nt
Organism: Charadrius vociferus (killdeer)
Lineage: Eukaryota; Metazoa; Chordata; Aves; Charadriiformes; Charadriidae
Product: heat shock transcription factor, X-linked-like
Exons: 3
Coding region: 1-294 (97 amino acids)
Biological process (GO): regulation of DNA-templated transcription
Molecular function (GO): sequence-specific DNA binding; DNA-binding transcription factor activity
Source: RefSeq, a predicted model, not a curated record
AUGGUGUACAUCUCUUUGGAAACACUUGUGUGCGAUGCUGCCAGCGGUACCCCUGUGAGGCGCCUGGCAGGAGAGCUCUGGCAAAGCUUUUCAUCCUACUUCUUUCUGAAGAAACUCUGGAAAAUUGUUGGAAGUAAUUGGUUUCAGUCAAUUUGGUGGGGUGAUGCUGGAAACAUAGUGCUUGCUGAAAGGUUCUUCAAAUUUGAAACUGAGUCCAUGAAAAUGUUCAUUCAUCAGCUUAAUCUUCAUGGAUUCAGAAAAAAUGAAGGGUUCUCCAGUAUCUGCCUUACCUGA